Molecule: messenger RNA, 1498 nt
Organism: Clunio marinus
Lineage: Eukaryota; Metazoa; Arthropoda; Insecta; Diptera; Chironomidae
Source: the annotation of a GenBank genome assembly
AUAGAUGCAUUAGGCGCCAAAAUAUUUAAAAAAAGUUCUUAAAAAAGAAUUUCGUGUUGAUUAUUAGCAAAAAAACGAUAAAGAAAUGAAUCAAUCCUCUGAUUUGCAAGAAAUUCACAUUUUAAACCUACCGGAUGAAAUAUUUCUUCACAUCUUUAGUUAUGUCAACGUUGCAUCAUGUAAGAAUGUUUUUGAAGUUUGUAGAAGGUUCUAUGAAUUAAUGUCUGUCGUAAGACGAGGCUGUCCAUUAGAACUUACUUAUUCGCAGAGUGUUAAAGUGAUCAACCCGGAUGAAAAUAUUUCUAAGCUCAACUUAUACAAACUUAAGAAGUUAACGAUAAUGAAUGGCUCCAACUGUUUGAAUAUCCUCAACAGAAUACCAAAAGAUACAUUAAAAGAAGCAAUCAUUUCAUUUCGUGAUGUUGACAAAGGUUUGCAACAGUUCUUCAAUCAACAAACAAACAUUAAGAUGCUUAAAAUAGAUGAAAAGAACCAAGUUAAUUUCGAUCAUCUUAAACUUGAACAUUUAGAAAUCAAUAAGGAGUUUUUCAAUUCGAAAUUUAUGAAUAUUCCUUCGAUUUUGCGGGUGCAACCAAGACUUCGUUACAUCGAUUUUACAGAUUAUUUAAUUGAAGAUGAAAUUUUUAAGGCAAUUUGUGAACUGAGAAAUCUCGAAGUAGCAAAAAUGCGCGUUAAUCUUGAAAUGCCUUGUCAUGUCUUUGAAUCUCUUAAAAAUCUCACACAGUUAAAGGAACUUCAAAUAAAAUCUGAUAAAAUUCAUCAAUGCAAUCAUCUUCUCGAGUUGAGCAGAAUGCAUUUAAAGAUUGAAAAGUUGACUCUUUUAUAUAAGGAGGAAAAAUUUUUACCAGAAUUCUGUAUUCAAUUGAGCCAUAACUUCCGAAAUCUCAAGCAGAUUAGAAUUGUCAAUCGCUCGUUUUUUAUCAUUAAUACAAUUUUGGAAAAUUUUCCCAAUUUGGAGUCGAUUGUUCUCGAUUGCUACCACUGGUCAACAGAAGAAAAUGUUUUGGUAGUCAGAGAAAAUCUAAGACAUGAGAAGCUUAAGGAAAUCGUUGUGACCAGUGUUUAUGACGAUUCUGCCGUUACCACAAGAUCGCUUCUCACACUUCUCAAUGCUUGUCCGAAUCUCGAGCGAAUUAUGUUAUCACAGCUGGUUGAAGUUUAUUAUGAAGAUCUGCAACAAAUUAUCAAUGAUCAUCCUAAAUUAACUCAUUUGAGUCUUCAUUUCAAUAUUUUUGACUUUGAAGAUGGAAUAAUUGAUCUUAUCCGCACAGCAGCAAGCAGACUUCAAUUUAUUGAAUUAGAAGGACUCUUUAGUUCGGCUGAUUUUCAAACUGAAUCAUCUCUAAAAGACCUGUUUGAGGACGAAUUUACCUAUAUCAGUUAUUCCGAUUAUGGCUAUGAUGAUUUUAUAUAUGAUGGCACACUCACCAUGAAGAAACGAAAUGUUUCAAAGUGGUAUAGAGAUUUAAAUAUGUAA